CAAGGAAACAUCACAACACAACAUUGACCCACCGACGGAAUGAACUGUCUCCAAUUUCCCCCCAGACUUUAAGACCACAAAAGAUAUAAAUCAGUAAUGUUUCAUAACAACGCAGUUCCUGAAAAGUGAUAAGUCGCAACCAUUGUUCAACAAACAGACGAUAAUAACAACAGCAACUGCAGCGCCGCCAUCACCACCACUGCCACAACCACCACUAUCACUAUCAACAACAACAACAAGGACAACAACAACAACAAGGACAACAACAACAACAAGGACAACAACAACGACUAUUAACAGUUUUCAACGAAUAGACAACCAUUAUAUCUAUGUCUGUGAGCCCUGAGUAAAGAUCAGGGAUGAUAUACAACAACUGCAGAGAAUUGGCCCAUGAACGGGGAUGAAUUCUUCCUCUUUAUGAACAAACAAGCCAUCCGUUUAUUAACUGCGGUGGAUCCAUGAAUGCAGACGAACAGUAACGUACUAAACUUAGGCCCUUAGUGGUAGGACAAAAUCUAAAAUCCUAGGAAACCAAUAAGGGAUUGCGUUGACAAAAUAACCGCUAACUGACUCUAAUUUGAAACGUCAGUUUUCUUUUUCUUUUUUGCCAAUUCUCAUUGCAACGUGAAUUUGCCGACACUCGAUAAACUCUUAAUUGGAUUUUACUUUAACUAAUGGACAAUUCAUAUUAUCUGCCGCUGUUAUGGCUCUGUUCAAUGAAGACUGACAUACGACAGUAGCUCGACGUGGACCCCAUCUCUAGCUGAGAAACCCUUAUAUUAUUAAAACCUUUCAUGAAAGACUCUAAACCAGGAACGUACAUUGAUAAUAUGACAGGACGGUCAAGGAGGAAGACGAAGAAAACAAAGAAGAAAAAGAAGUCAAAUGAAGAGAAGCUGGAGAAAGAAGUUGAAAAGAUGAGGUCGAACGAAGAAUUAGUGGAAAGCAUCGUGUACCGUGUGAAUCGAUGGCUAGCUGUGAACUCCAACACUGUCACGGAGUUGUUUAGUAGUUUUGACACAGCUGAUGAAGGACUUGUAACCUACAAACAGUUUAAGGCAGGAAUGAUUGAUCUCAAAAUUCCGUGUAAUUCGGCCGAACUUCAUCUGGUAACGCUGCUUCUUGACAAGAACUUCACCCAAACAAUCAGCUAUGUCAACUUGACAAAACAAAUCUCCGUAAACGGAUCAGGAGAGGAAUAUAACUGUAAAGGGCACUGUUCCCUGUGUGGAAAAGGAAUGGAUGAUCCGAACAUUAACAGAAAACUGGUACCAAGAAAAAGAUAUGUCCAGUUGGAUCUGCGACUGGCCUCUUUCAGCCAACUCAAAGAACCGUUUAUCAAUUUCUUCCUCGUUGUCUCGUCUGACACUUAUAUUUCACAAAUCAUUCACAAAAUCCUCGCCCACACAGCCAUCUGCACCACCAAAAUGGCGCUGUUCCGACAUAAAACCUGCACCAAAAGCUCUCUUCUACCAGAACAGACAACGCUUGAAGAAUGUGCUUACCAUGGUUACUGUAAGCAACAUCCACAAGAAGUCGCCUUGUUCUACGACUUUUGCGAAGACUUCACCGAUUGUCCACUUCUGAUGGCUGAUUAUUAUUUUACCAAAAACUACACCUGAAGACACGUGAUAUCGUUCCCAACACAAACUUUGAAUUUAUUUAUUUAUUCAGUUCAUUUUUCAACGCCUCCGUGAGAAGAUGAAGAGUAGAGUCCGGGACUCUCUUUCCAGAACCCUUGAGAAAAGGAGACAGCUGUUCUUAGCUUGAAUGCUAAUAACAAAGAGAGACUCUGCUAAAAACAUCCAAGAGUUUCAUGAUUGUUUCUAAUUUUGGCAGUCAUUUUGAAGACGUGGGAGUUUAGUCAGUUAUAUUGAUCCCAGCACAUAACUAGUGUUUUAAUUUAUGGAUCAUAAAAGGAUUAAAUUAAGGUUGACUUCGGCAGGAUUUUAACUUGGAGUGCAGAGUGUCGGAACAAACAUCGCAAAACAGUUUUCUUCAUGCUUUAACGACUCUGCCAAAAAGAUUUCAUAAAAAUAAUGGUAAAUUCCUGAUUAUUUUUGGAAAGUCAUUGAAGCAAUACUUUCCGGUGGAAUUCUGGUUUAAGCACCCCAUAUAACCCCUCAUAAACUUUUUAUUUCUUGGAAUCUUCAGAAAAUAUUUGUGAAAUUGUGUUCUACGCACGAGAAUUCAUACGAUUAUGCAAAAAUAAAUUUGUGUAAUUUAAGGGCGAUUUGGCUAUUAUUUUUAGCACAUCUGACGACCACCUGAUACCUUCCGUGUUUCUUUAUCACUCUGAUAUGUAUUGAUGUUUUUUCCAUAUUUUCCUAUCCAUAAACGUUUAAUGGUUCAUUGCUGAGAUGUUUAAAAAAAAAAAAGGAUUUAUGUGAGUUUAAAAACUUGAAAAAAUUUUUUUCUUUUAAUAAUCGUAUCAAUUCCCGUGUGUAGAACACAAAUUCGCAAAAAUUUUCUGAAGAUUCCGAAAAAUAUAAAAGUUAUGUGGGGCUAUGCAGGGUGCUUAAACCGACAUAAUUUCAUUAAAACUAUGAUUGUGAAAAGGUUGAAUUUAUUUCGUUACUUUCCAUUACAGUGAUUUUAGUUCCUCUUCAAUAAUUAACCGAUAACUUUCCAAAAUUUUCACUCAGUUUGCCGAAGCAUGAAAUCAAUUACCUGCAUCAAGUUGUUAGCUGUCAGGAUACGGCAUCUGUCUAUGUUCAAAUUUCGCCGAUGUCGACUGCCUUUCAUCCUUUCAGGAUCGGUGAAAAAGUACCAGUCGUGGACUGAGGUCGAUAUAAACCUUAAGGUCAGGAAGUGGUGUUAAACUGGAUGUCCGGUUAAAUCUACCGUACAAGAAAUAAAACGGUCCCUCCGACAAGCUUCAUAUUACACUCUCGGCUCUAGGUUUUAACUGAAUCUGUGUAGAAGACAUUUAGUCAAGAUGACACAUGCCGGUAUCGAACCCGGAUAUAAACAGCGGCUAAAUCUCUUUUACAUUAUUUCGUCCGUGAAUCCAUCCGUCCCCAUGCUCUGAGUUCAAAUUCCACCAACGUUCACUUUACUUUUCAUCCUUUCAAUGUUGAUAAAAUAAGUACCAGUCGAACACUGGGGUCGAUGUAAUUGACUAGCUCCCUCCCCUCAAAUUUCGGGCCUUGUGCCAAUAGUAGAAAGGAUUAUUAUUAUUAUUAUCAAUAUUAUUAUUAUUAUUGUUGUUGUUGUUGUUGUUGUUGUUGUUGUCGUCGUUGUUGUUGUUAUUAUUAUUAUUAUUGUUAUUAUUAUUAUUAUUAUUAUUAUUAAGAAGGUGGUGAGCUGAUAGAAACGUUAGCACGCCGGACGAAAUGCUUACCGGUAUUUCAUCCAUCUUCAUGUUCUGAGUUCAAAUUCCACCGAGGUCGACUUUGCUUUUCAUCCUUUCGGGGUCAAUAAAUUAAGUGUAAUCGACUCAUCCCCUCCCCCGAAAUGACUGCCCUUGUGGCAAAAUUUGAAGCCAUUAUUAUUAUUAUUAUUAUUAUCCAACAUUUGGUAGUUUCAGAAUUUUUUCUACUGCAUCACCUGCUACACUUACGUGUCCGUGUUGCUGGGUGUGUGCAACAUUGUGUGUUCUUUUCUGUUUCUGGGAGUAUGCAAAUACUUCCGGUAUUGUAUUGCGUCAGUUUUUUUUUCUUCUUUAGAGGUGUGGUGCAGUCUUUUGUCUUAUUACAGUUUGUUUUGUGUGUUGAGAGUGUAAUGCGUUGAUCAUUCGGCUUCCUGGUGAAACUUUAUUUCAUUGGAUAAUUGUGUUUGCGGAGUGUUUUGUUUAGGUUGUAUUAUUGAAUUGAUAGUGUCUUGCGUAGGAUGUUGUCUGUUCGUAGCAGGGUUAUUUUUUGAUAGUGUGCAGUGUUAAAGAUCCGGGUAUAGCUUCUACAUUUUGUUCAUAUGUUAUUUUUUUUUUCAUCAUACCCAACGCUCCAAUUAUUACCGGUAUUGUUUUCACCUUCAUGCCCAACAUCUUCAAUACUUCAAUUUCGAUGUUUUGUACUGUGACAAUUUCAUCACUUUUUUUUUUUUUUUUUUUGACAAUAUUUUGAACAGAAAGGACUGCAAUAUUUAUCAGUAAGCAGGUGGGUCCCCACCACCACCACAAUUCUUGAUUAUAAUGUAUGGGAUUUAGCUUAUAUUUCUUUGUCAGUUUGAACCAGCAUAUCCCAGGUGAUUGUGGCCUGGUCGUUGUCUUGUACCUUGUUUGUCACAUGUUUAUACCAUUUAUUGUCAGUUUUAAUGUUGUAGUGUUGGAAUAUUGUCCGGUAGAUAUAACUACUUACUCGGUCGUGUCUGUAUAUAUAUUCAGGUUUGGCAAAGACUGGACAGCCAGAGAUGAUGUGGUCAACUGGUGUCUCAUUGUGCUGGUUGCACAUUCUGCAUUCGGUGUUAGGGCCUCUUCUCAUUAUUUUGCUUUUUUAAUUGUGCGUAGUCAGGUACUGGCCUUGUGCAGCAAGAAUCAGUCCUUCCGUUUCAGCUUUUGAACCAUUGUUGGCUUUUACUUAGGCUCUAUUUCUUUAGUAUGUUUAUUAAAAUUAUUAUUAUUAUUCUUUUUUUAACCUGAUGAAGAUACACGAGAUGUCGAAAUAUCAUUCACUUUUAAUUUUGACUCUAUAUCUUCCGGAGGAGUUACCUCAAUCCUUUAUAUAUUAACCAAAAUGAAGUAGAUUGACAAAAUUAUUUUUUUAACCUGAUGAAGAUACACGAGGUGUCGAAAUAUCGUUCACUAGAUAACAAUGGCACUCUUCUUUUAAUUUUGACUCUAUAUCUUCUGGAGGAGUUACCUCAAUCCUUUAUAUAUUAUUAUUAUUAUUAUUAUUAUUAUUAUUAUUAUCCAUUAUGGAGAUGCCCCGCCACCUUCUUUUGGCUAGGAAGGAAAGGAAGUUUUCCUCUGCUUGGUAGCUAUAGCGAAAGAGAUAGUGUAGUGGACAAGAUUGAAAGGACUGAAGACAGAUAGUUUCCUUUUCGGUCAACCCCUUUCCGACUUUUUCAAGUUCCAUUUGAAAAGGAAAAUGGAGAAGUGGUGCCUCCCGGUAUUUUUGUUGAAAGGUGGGUGAAUGUGGCGAGGAUGGCCCGUUUGAAUGGGUCUACUCUGAAGAUGCGCUCGUAGGCCGGGAAGUCGAGAGGGAGUGAGGUGCCCUUGGCAGUUAAGGUGACCAGGAUGUGUGGAGUUUCUUGGCUGGCCCUAAACGGAACUCCCUGCUUCGGGGGAAUUUUAUUAUUUUCAUUGUUUAAAUUUUGUUGUUAAUCGUUAAUGUUAUUUAUUUUGUACAUUAAUAUUGUGCCUAAUCCCACUUGUCACUCAUGUCGUAUAGUCCCUAUUUGUUUUAUGUUCGGCCCUUGUGGCCAAUAAAGAAAAGAUUAUCAUUAUUAUUAUUAUUAU
Molecule: messenger RNA, 5398 nt
Organism: Octopus bimaculoides (California two-spot octopus)
Lineage: Eukaryota; Metazoa; Mollusca; Cephalopoda; Octopoda; Octopodidae
Molecular function (GO): calcium ion binding
Source: RefSeq, a predicted model, not a curated record